Phytophthora sojae is the source of this 1290-nucleotide messenger RNA. RefSeq lists its product as hypothetical. The record is from RefSeq and is a predicted model, not a curated record. NCBI's taxonomy places the organism in Eukaryota, Oomycota, Peronosporomycetes, Peronosporales, Peronosporaceae. The coding region runs from base 1 to 1290 and encodes 429 amino acids. The transcript is spliced from 8 exons.
AUGGCGAACAGCUACUUCGAGCUUCUACCACUUAUCGACGCUAAGGACGAAGUGCUGGCUACGCUAAUUCCUCCGGCAGCAUCCAAGCGGCGGUUGCGGGACCUGCUCGACGAGCUGAAGAAGGGCGUGACGUCCUUGCUGAAGGCAUUCCAAGGCACGGACGCAAACCUUCUUCCGGCCACGUCUACCGACAAGGGUGCACAAGAAGAGAAGGAUGAAGAAGCCAGCACCGCCUUCGCGGAGCUGGAGCAGAAAUGUCGCCGACUGGAGUACGCGCCAAGGACGAGUCACCAGGACGCUGUGGAGAAGCGCCCGAUUGGCAUCAAGUUGGACAUGGAGCGCUGUGCCCAAGGGAGGAAACGGGACCAGAGCUUCAGUACGGAGUGGAACGGGAUCGAAAACGAGGAAGCAAUAACGAUGGGGAUGACUAAGUAUCUGGGAUACCCGCGCGACAACUCACAUGAAGCCAAGCUCAUUCACAAGAAUCAGCCGUCCGUUAUCCAAUACUGGAACGGCGAGGAGGAACCACCUUCAGGCUGCAUCAGUCGAGAAAUCGUGUUCCUGGUUUUCAACACUAGGAACUUUGACAACACCGACUUGACAUUCUACGAGACGGUUGAGGAUCUGGCGGAGGAAAGCGAGGCCGAAGUUGUCAACAACUUCUUGUAUGACCACAACAGGCUGGGCGUGAGGCGCGAUGCUCGGCUGCCGUGGAUUCAGUUGCUGUUCUUGUGGCGGGGGAUCAUGGUCCCCCUGAACAUCGUUUACACGAGGUCGCUGCACUAUUUAGCGAUUUUGUAUGUUCCUGCGCUGACGAGGUUGCUGAAAGGCGUGUACAUGAGGUGCACCACCCAGCAACUCUCUGUGAUUGAGCAGCUCGGACUCGAGGACACGCCGUUCUUGAUAGAGAGGAACUUGACGCUGCUGCUCGGCGGUAUGAGCGCGUCGCGGCUGGUAGUCAUCCACCGGACCCUGUCGGCCGCAGUGGGCCGGGGACCCAUCGUCAGCAUGACACUGUCGGUUGUGGCAGGCAGACAGCUUGCCUUCAUCCAGCUCCCGCCGGCGAGUCUCAUCCUCCUUAUCUUCUAUGGAAUCGACCGGUCACCUGCGCUGUUGCUCGUCACCGGCUUGACGUUACCAGCGGCGACGCUGCUAUUGUUGUUGUUGCCACUGCUGACGACGUCGACGCUGCUCAUCCUCCACCUGGAGCUGCUGAAUCGACUCAAUCUCGUGCUCGUGUGGACAGUCACCACCACGAGGGCCACCACGAGCAUCGGGAAGGAGUGCUAG